Pyricularia grisea is the source of this 2432-nucleotide messenger RNA. RefSeq lists its product as uncharacterized. Bases 205 to 1050 code for a protein of 281 amino acids. NCBI's taxonomy places the organism in Eukaryota, Fungi, Ascomycota, Sordariomycetes, Magnaporthales, Pyriculariaceae. The record is from RefSeq and is a predicted model, not a curated record. The transcript is spliced from 3 exons.
CCAGCCUUCAUAAUCCAUCCAAGACUUCAUUCAGCUGAGGCGUGUACCCGAAAGGGAAGACACGCACGCAACACGGGCUGACGCAGUUAUUUGCCUCACGCGUGCAUUUCCCACCAAACCCAACCUCCAAGAAAAAAGAGAGUCGGCUACCGGUUCCAUUUUCAUACCGAGUAACAGAACAGCGUCUUUUCAUGGUUGCGUUGAAUGUUCGCUGACUCUCAAACACCUACCGAACCGGCCACUCCGAUCCUGGACCAGCAAACUAUGACCGAUAACGAUAACAAGCCUUCAGAUCCCACGGCUGGAGCUGACCUACCCAGACUGCCCACCUCAUUGCAAGAGGUCAUCAUACAUUCUCUCCCACACACUGCUUUUUACAUUUCAGAAUUCCUCACCGAGGAGGAAGAAAGGCAGAUCCUAGCCAAGAUAGAUGCGGCCCCCAAACCAAAAUGGAAACAACUUACACACCGCAGGCUUCAAACCUGGCCCUCAGAUUUAGUCAACAACACUCUCUUGGACGCACCUCUACCAACAUGGCUCGAAGAGCCUGUGGUAUCUAGACUGGCAACCAUCCCCCUUGCGAACACGAGCGAGAGAUCCAUUUUCUCCGACAGUCCACACCGCCGGCCGAACCAUGUACUCAUCAACGAAUACCCUCCGGGCAUCGGCAUCAUGCCACACAAGGACGGGCCAGCGUAUCACCCGGUGGUUUGCACCGUCAGUCUUGGAGGCAGCAUUUGUCUCAACAUACAUAAAAGCAAGGAUGACGGAACUUUAGAGUCUGAGCCCUCAUGGCGAGUGCUACAAGAACCAAGAAGCCUUCUCAUCACCACCCAGGACCUUUACACGAAAUAUCUCCAUGGCAUCGCAGACGUAAAUGCAGAUGAAGGACUCUCCGAAGCAACUGUUACAAACUGGAACCUGUUGCGAUCCAAGGAAGCGUUUGUUGGCGGACGCAGCGAACGUACAGUACGGACGAGCCUCACAUACCGAGAUGUCAUGAAAGUUUCCAAGCUAGGCAACAAGCUUGGUGCUUUCCUCAAACGAUAAGAUCAAGCCGAUUGGCUAUGUGCGAUUUUUGUCAUCUGGCCAUGAUUUUUUUCUGUGAAUCAACUAGUACACCAGGGGGAUCAUGGUCCAUCGGGACGCUAUCUUGUCGGCGCCAAAUUUGGUUUCGUACCAUUUUCGAGUGCCGUAUGCCGUCAAGCCAAGGUUGACUGCAACAAAUACAACUGCCGCGAGUAUCGUUUUAUUAAACAGUUGCCCUUCCGGUGCUGCCACGAUUGCCAGCGAGAAGUAGAUGAGACACUCGCAGGUGUAGUGGGCGCAAACCGUGUACUGGAAGAGCCCGUGUGUGGGGAGCGAGUAUUUCUUGAGAUUUGCCAAGUGGCUGUGGCACUUGAACUGGGUCACUGAUGCAAUGAGGAACAUGACAGAGCCAGUGAAAACAUUGAGACCAGCACCAUGGACAUUAUUGGGAUUUGACCAUUGGUCGAGGAUAGAGCCUUGGGGUACACAAAAUUAGCGGUUUGGGAAUGAGACUUGACGCCGCUGGCUGUUCGUUCUGCAGUGAAGGCAUAGGCGCGCUCACCUGAACCUUGGAUCCACACGGCAACACUCAUGAACAUGUAGAAAGACAGCCCGAGUGCCCAAUGAACGAUCCACAUCUUGGAAGUCGAAGAUUGGACGACGAAAAGUUGCUCGAAUAGUCGCCUAGCUCCCUGCAGUGCCAUCAAAGCCCAUGCCACCUUGACCGCCACCAGACUCUGGUCCGCGGUUUCGGAACGGCCAGCAUCCUGGGCCGACGCGAUCACCCGCAACAGUUCACUCUGGAAGACGAAUUGGUAUGCCCAGAAGGCUGAACCGGCCAGCGAGGUUGCAUAAAAAGCAGCGAACCACGAAUGCGGUAUCUGGCCCCACGACGUGACGGUGGCGGUGAUGGCCUCUAACCAGUCCCCAGCCGCAGCUGCACUUGGUCUUGAGCCGCCGCGGGCGCCGUAGUCAAGAAGGAGUCUGCGGGUUCGCGAGGGUAGGACUGUGAGGGCGAGGACUGCGGCUGCUGCUAGGAUGAAGAAUGUCUGUACCCAUUGAGCUGGAGACAGUAACUGGAAGACGGUGAUGCCGUACUCGUAAACCCGCAUUUCUGUUCAAAAAGAAAAGCGUUUGCACUGGACGAAUUCUCGAGAUUAACUCACUUUACCGGGCCCAGAAAAGCGACAACAGUACAAAUGGCCGUUUGGGCAGACCGAAAUGGUGUUGGCGGAUGUUUGGGAAGUUUGCUGAAUGUUUCUUGGACUUCACUUCCUCGCUGGUUUCUUAAAGCUUUCGACGACCCACCAAACAACCUGUUCAGUUGCUUCUCCACCAGAGGCUGGGGUCAGUAUCAUUCAUGUGCUUGUCUCGCGGAAGCAUUUAGUAAAUAACAAUUUGCC